AUGGCUUACUUGAGUAUAGAAAAAUUCAGAUUAACGCGAAGCAUUAUUCAAGGCAUUUCUCUUGUAAAAUUAGAAGAAAAUGAUAUUUGUGAAUACUGCUACGAAUGUAACGAAGCAAUUACUGACGAUGUAGUAAUACAGAUGGGCUUCAAAUUAAUAUUCCAAAUAGAAACCAGGACUUUCCACAUUAAAUGCGUCAGCCCAAGAGAUUUUAAAAUGCUGAUACCUCUGACGAUCCCUCAAGAAAUCAAUGACCCUGAAAUAAUGAAGUGGAUCGACAACUGAAAUUUUGCACUGCGAGCAACACAAAUUCCACAGAUCGUGAUUACUAAAACGAUGCAAGGGCCAAUUCAGACGAAUUUGAAGAGACCGUGACUUGAAGUUUUAAAAUUUUUGAAUUAUAAGGAAGUCCUAGGGGCUGUUUCAUUAGUCAAUAAGGACCUUUAUGAGCUUUGUUGAACUAAUGAAAUUUGAUCCUUUUACUUGUUAAGGGAUUUUGGACAGCUUUGCUUAAUAGGCGGUAGUGUAAGGGAAAGAUAUUUCCAAACAAUUUAUAUGAGUUGCAAUAUAUGCCGAGAAACAGGGCAUGAAUUAAUUUAUAGAUGCCAUGUAAGAAAAAGACCGAUAUGUCAAAAAUGUAUGCUCACAAAUCAAAAAGAAAUUAAUUGAGGUGACGCUAAACUUGCUUUUUCUCAAGAAAGAUUAAAUAUGUUUUGAUUCUGAAAAAGAGGAGUACACUAUCAAGCUGCGUACUUGGAUUUUGAUGUGUACCCAAGAGCUGUAAUUGAAGAAAUAUAUGAGAGGCUGAAUAACUCUGGAGAAACCUAUUUGGCAGAUUGCUUUUGUGAUAUUGCCAAAUCAUACGAAAGGAGAAAUUUACUAAUAAAUAUGAUUAUAAAAAACACCAAAAACAUUAUUAAAUGUUUGAAGGAAAACAAACAAAUUAAUUGUCUUGCAGUUGACAUGAUUAAAGGUACAAGAUUGAAUAUAAAUAAGUCUUACUCCCCCCCCCCCCCCCCCUCCGUGAGCGAACAAAACCAUUAGAAAAAUCGCCAUUUUUUGACCAAAAACCCACCCUCCGUGAGUGAACAAAAAUUUUUUUAAUAGAAAAAAAAUUUUAUGGAAAAAAAUUUUGAUAUAUAAGUGAUAAUUAGUAUAAUGAAAUCUAGAGCUAAUUCUGUUUAAUUUUAAACAAAUUGCGUUUUAAAACAUAAAUUUUGCAAAUUAAAUUAAUAUUUGCUUCCCAAUUUUUGCAAAUUAGGAUUGUUUUAAAUUUCGAAAAAAAUAUUUUUUAUAAAAUUUAUAUAUAAAUUUUUUUUAAAAAAAAAAAUUAACCCCCCUCCGUGAGCGAACAAAAUUUUUUUGUUCGCUCACGGAGGGGGGGGGGGGGGGAGUUAA
Messenger RNA from Blepharisma stoltei, 1398 nucleotides. NCBI's taxonomy places the organism in Eukaryota, Ciliophora, Heterotrichea, Heterotrichida, Blepharismidae. The record is from the annotation of a GenBank genome assembly.